This is a messenger RNA of Mus caroli (Ryukyu mouse), 5348 nucleotides long. RefSeq names its product TLR4 interactor with leucine rich repeats (gene Tril). The record is from RefSeq and is a predicted model, not a curated record. Gene Ontology annotation, cellular component: extracellular matrix. Gene Ontology annotation, molecular function: protein binding. NCBI's taxonomy places the organism in Eukaryota, Metazoa, Chordata, Mammalia, Rodentia, Muridae.
UGUCCUGCCUCCGCCGUCUCCUCUUUCUCCGCCUGCAUCCCCCGGGGGGCAGAGUGUGGGAAGAACGAAUUUCCGCCGGGUUUGCUCGCUCCACGCCGACAUGGGUCCCUUCCGGACGCUGCUUGUGCGUCCCCCAGGCUGCCCACUCCGGCUGCACUCCCAGUCCCCCCGGAUCGCGAGCGGGCAGGCGCCGGAGACGUGGGCCUAGCGGCGGGUGCUCCGCAGCCAAGCCGCACCCCAGCAGCUCUUGGAAGAGAUCCCGCCUGCAGUGGGGGAAUCCGUUUGGCGGGGAGAAUCCGCGCCAGGGAAUCCAGCUCUCCGGACUCCAGAGCAAACAAAAAGCACCAACUCUUGCUCGCUCCUCCCGCCCCCGACGCUCACCCGAAGAAACAGUUUUCUGCAGAAAUGCAACAAGUAGCACCCCAGACUCGCCGAGCGCCCAGCGCCUUCUGAUUUGGCUCCGCGAACUCGGCCUGCGGAGACCCGGGCGAGCCACGGGGACAAAGAGGAAGGGCUGGACGGAGCACCAGCGAAGUACGAAAGAGGCCUUUUAAGCGACUCAGGCCCGGCCGAGGGGAAUGCAGAGGAGACACAGAGCCGGCCGGCCCAGAAGACGAUCCGGCCGCAGCGCGCUGGGCGGGCGGCGAUGGAGGGUGUGGGUGCCCUGCGCUUCUGGCUCGUGGUGUGCGGCUGUCUGGCGUUCCCGCCGCGGGCCGAGUCCGUGUGCCCCGAGCGCUGCGACUGCCAGCACCCCCAACAUCUCCUAUGCACCAACAGGGGACUUCGCGCGGUACCCAAGACCAGCUCGCUGCCUAGUCCCCAGGACGUGCUCACCUACAGCCUAGGCGGCAACUUCAUCACCAACAUCACCGCCUUCGACUUCCACCGCCUGGGGCAGCUCAGACGGCUGGAUCUGCAGUACAACCAGAUCCGUUCUCUCCACCCCAAGACCUUCGAGAAGCUCUCACGACUAGAGGAGCUGUACCUGGGGAACAACCUCUUGCAGGCGCUCGUUCCUGGCACGUUGGCUCCGCUGCGCAAGUUGCGCAUCCUUUACGCCAACGGCAACGAGAUUGGACGCCUGAGUCGCGGGUCCUUCGAGGGCCUGGAGAGUUUGGUCAAGCUACGGCUGGACGGGAACGUGCUGGGAGCGCUGCCGGACGCGGUCUUCGCUCCCCUGGGCAACCUGCUUUACCUACACCUGGAAUCUAACCGGAUCCGUUUUUUGGGCAAGAACGCCUUCAGCCAGCUGGGUAAACUUCGAUUCCUCAAUCUCUCAGCCAACGAGCUGCAACCCUCUCUGCGCCACGCGGCCACCUUUGUCCCUCUGCGCUCCCUCUCUACUCUGAUCCUCUCAGCCAACAGCCUACAGCACCUCGGCCCCCGCGUCUUCCAGCACCUGCCACGCCUAGGCCUGCUCUCCCUCAGUGGAAACCAGCUCACGCACCUCGCCCCAGAGGCCUUUUGGGGACUGGAGGCCCUGCGCGAGCUGCGCCUGGAAGGUAACCGGCUGAACCAACUCCCCCUGACACUGCUGGAGCCUCUGCACAGCUUGGAGGCACUAGAUCUGAGUGGCAAUGAGCUUUCUGCUCUGCACCCCGCCACCUUUGGCCACCAGGGCCGGCUCCGUGAGCUCAGCCUGCGCGACAAUGCGCUCAGCGCCCUUUCUGGGGACAUCUUUGCCGCCAGUCCAGCUCUAUACCGGCUAGAUCUAGACGGCAACGGUUGGACCUGCGACUGCCGGUUGCGGGGUCUGAAACGCUGGAUGGGCAACUGGCAUUCUCAGGGUCGUCUCCUUACGGUCUUCGUGCAGUGUCGCCACCCCCCGGCCCUGCGGGGCAAGUACCUGGAUUACCUGGACGACCAACUGCUGCAGAAUGGGUCUUGUGUGGAUUCCUCACCUUCCCCUACAGCAGGCAGUAGGCAGUGGCCUCUACCCACAUCGUCAGAAGAGGGGAUGACGCCCCCUGCAGGCCUCUCGCAGGAGCUACCACUGCAGCCGCAGCCUCAGCAGCGGGGAAGACUUCUACCAGGAGUGGCCUGGGGUGGGACUGCCAAGGAACUGGUGGGCAAUCGCAGCGCAUUAAGGUUGAGCCGGCGGGGACCAGGCCUGCAGCAUCAGGGCCCCUCUGUCGCUGCGGCUCCGGGCUCUGCCCCACAGUCCUUGGACCUGCACGAGAAGCCGGGGAGAGGACGUCCCACCCGAGCCAAUCUCUCCCAGACAGAGCCCACCACGACGUCUGAGCCCGCCUCUGGGACACCAUCUGCCAGAGACAGCUGGCAGCGCGCAGCAAAGCAGCGCCUAGCGUCCGAGCAGCAAGAGAGCGCAGUCCAGUCCGUUAGUGGGGUCGGUUUGCCACCUCUGGUGUCUGACCCCUGUGACUUCAACAAAUUCAUUCUGUGCAACCUGACAGUAGAGGCGGUGAGCGCCAACAGCGCCUCGGUGCGCUGGGCGGUUCGCGAACACCGCAGUCCCCGGCCGCAGGGCGGCGCACGCUUCCGCCUGCUUUUCGACCGCUUUGGCCAGCAGCCCAAGUUCCAGCGCUUCGUCUACCUGCCGGAGCGCAGCGACUCGGCCACGCUGCACGAGCUGCGCGGAGACACCCCCUACCUAGUAUGCGUGGAGGGUGUGCUCGGAGGUCGCGUUUGCCCCGUGGCCCCCCGAGACCACUGCGCAGGGUUGGUAACCCUGCCAGAGGCAGGAGGUCGAGGUGGCGUCGACUACCAGCUCCUGACCUUGGUCUUGCUGGCUGUCAACGCGCUUCUGGUGCUCCUGGCUCUAGCGGCCUGGGGAUCGCGAUGGCUGCGGAGGAAACUGCGUGCCAGGCGGAAGGGAGGGGCCCCGGUCCACGUUCGCCACAUGUACUCCACCCGACGGCCACUGCGCUCCAUGGGCACUGGUGUGUCCGCGGACUUCUCAGGCUUCCAGUCGCACCGUCCCCGCACCACCGUGUGCGCGCUCAGCGAGGCCGACCUCAUUGAGUUCCCCUGCGACCGCUUCAUGGACAGCUCUGGCGGUGGUACCAGUGGCAGCUUGAGGCGGGAGGAUCACCUCUUGCAAAGAUUCGCUGACUAGGCAGUGCCUCGGGAUCUCACAGGCCUUAAGGAGCCACUCUCCGUGGUCCCAUGCCUUCUCAGAGGAAGAACUAGUUUUAUUAGACUUGUUCUUUCUCCCUUUUGUGCAUUUGCCAAGUGAAACCAAGAUGUGAAAGUGAAUCUAGAUGGCAUCCAUCACAUCCCGGUAACCACAAAGCAAAUGGAUGGUUCUUGGUGGUCUAACCCAAGAGUGGGGACAAAUGAAUAAUGGCAUAAAAGUGGGACUUAGCUCAUACACACUUAGCUCAUGGCUCCUGUGACUUUCAGCGCAGUAGCCUGCUAACCUUGGCCUAGAAAGGGUGCUUUAUGCUCCCAGCAUGACGAGAACACUCUGGUGGUGUGUAUACACACUCGUUUGCUCUAUGGCAAACUGAGUUCUGUUUCUAGUUAAGAAAAGGGGGACUUGCCACCAUCACCGUGAUCCCCAUCAGCAACUGACCCCACUGGUUUGAUGGGCUCUGCCAAGACGGGCAGGGUAAACAGGUACCACUCUCUCCCGGGAACCCUUUCUUCUGUUGUCUGGGAGAGCAUCUAGGAAGCCUUAAGGAAAAGCUACCCGUGUCAACAAUAUGAAGAGAGUUUAACAAGCUGACCAAGAAACUCAAAGACUCUUUUGAUAGGACUGGACCCCCCUCUCUAUCGUUUUAUCAGUUAGGGAGAUGACCUUUUGCUGACCUUUGGGUAACUGAUAAUAUCCUCAGGAGAAGGCAGCAUUUAAUACUUCGCCACCAGACUUUCGCCUGUGGCUUUUAUCUUAUUUUUUAAAAAAAUCUAUACAUGGAAAAAAAUCGAAUGCCAGAUUUGAUCUUUUAAAAAGAAAAAAGAAUGUGAUAUGUAUGUAUGGGUGUGUGUAACCAGUGACUCCCUAGGGCACUGCAGCCUUCCAGUUUGCUUACCACAUUUCUGAUAGCAUGCCUAGACGGGUGUGAAUGUGACCUACAUCUCACGACAGUUCAUUAAACGUAAGGUAAUUGUCAGGCUUGGGGCAGGGGGCAGUGAGCUCAGUGGUGGAGCUUGCUUGUGGGGCUCUGAGUUUGUCCCAACCAAACAAAGCAAUGGGUGAAUUAUCUGUUAGCCCUGUAAUCUCUGACCACAUCACUGUCGCUCUUUAUAAGAAAGAGAACAGGAGAAGAAAACUGUGGGGAACAAAUGUGAAAAAAAAACCCAAACAAACAAAAAACAAAAACAAAAACAACCCACAGUAGCGAAUAUGUGUUUCUACUAAGCCCAGAAGAGCAUGUGCAUUCAACUGUCACUGUGAAAUAAUAAUUAUAUAUUUUACAAAUUAAUUCUUCCAAUAGCCAGUGUCUUACUGUGUUAUUAAACCCUAUCUUUUAGUAGUAGAUGCAGUAUUUCUUUUCUUUUUGUGUUUUAUUUUUAAUUUAGGAUUAGCCUCUUGUAUUUGUUUAGUUGUGUUUUUAGCUAUUUGGGAUACUUUUCUCCCUUGAUAUUUAUGAAGUCCACGUUUAUGAUUAAAUGUAGUGGCUGGGUUCACAUUAAUAAUUCGUGUGUGGUCCACAUACACUCGCUAAGAGGAUGUAUAGUCACCGUGGUUAUGGAUUUAUUGGCAGUGGGGGACUGUGCAGUGCAGGUCAGCCAGUUCUAUGGCUAACAGUGACUCUCCUGUUCCAGGCCUCAGGCCCCUGAGGGUCCCAGUGACUCAGGGAAUCCAUCACAGGCCAGGGCCCUUCACCAAGAUCACUCUUUAUGUUUGGCCUAUGUGAGCCAUGCUGCCUUGUCUCAGCAGCUGAGGCCCUGAGGGUCUAAAUGAGCCGGUCUUUGUUUAUGUCCAGCAUGAGUAAAAUGUCCAGACCACGUAAGCCACAGCUGCUUUUCUGGCAGUCUUAUCUGCAGGGACGAAACUUAAUAAACCACAGGAAAUAAGACUGUCAUUCUGUGUUUGCUGCCAGGCCUCGUUUUACAUCCACAGUGCAUGGUGCAUGGGAGCUGGGGCUGUUCGCUCUUAAUUUCAACCCACAGGCUAUCUGGCACCUCCUGUAGAACUCGAAAAUUUUCGUGCACAGCACAGUUGCCUCUCUUAGCUGUUUCAUUUACACAGUGUAAAACUGAGACCCAUUGAAAGUAUGGAAAAGACCACUGAUUCUGUUUACUAUCUGCCUUGCCCAACUGUAGACUGUCACCAAAAUCCUUUAAUGCCUGGACUUAAAAAAACAGUCUCACUGAAAAGUCUUUCAGUGAGAAAUGGAUAAAUGUUAUACAUUGUUACAUUCAAUUAUGUCAAUAAACCCACA